Molecule: messenger RNA, 1584 nt
Organism: Orycteropus afer afer
Lineage: Eukaryota; Metazoa; Chordata; Mammalia; Tubulidentata; Orycteropodidae
Gene: NKAP
Product: NFKB activating protein
Biological process (GO): negative regulation of DNA-templated transcription
Cellular component (GO): nucleus
Molecular function (GO): chromatin binding
Source: RefSeq, a predicted model, not a curated record
GGAAUGAUUUUGCCAACGUACCCAGAACUGUUUCCACGGUUUCGCCAGAUUUGGGAGGUUGCGUGGCGGCGGCUUUUGGGAGCUGAGGCAACUGAGAUCUUCCCAGGCUGGUGUGAGCUCCUACUUGUCCCACGAUUUCAGGAAUCUAGUGGCCGCAAUGGCCCCGGUGUCGGGCUCGCGUACCCCUGAGGGCGUGGCCUCAAGCUCCGGGGGGAAGCGUCGCAGUCUGUCGAGGAGUCCCAAACCCAGCAGAGCCGUCCGCUCCCCGCGAGGCCACCACUCUCGCUCGCACUCUUGCUCUCGCUCCGGGGACCGGAAUGGCCUCAGCCAUCAGCUGGGGAGCCUCAGCCAAAGCUCCCGAAACCAGCCCUACCGCUCCCGCUCGCGGUCUCGCUCCCGAGAGCAGCCCUCUGGGCCCCGGGGCACCCCCUUUGCGUCUGGCUCCUCGUCCACCUAUUACGGGGGCUACUCGCGCCCCUAUGGGGGCGACAAGCCGUGGCCUAGCCUCCUGGACAAGGAGAGGGAGGAGAGCCUGCGGCAGAAGAGAUUAAGUGAGAGAGAGAGGAUUGGAGAAUUGGGAGCACCUGAAGUAUGGGGACUUUCUCCAAAGAAUCCUGAGCCAGACUCUGAUGAACAUACACCAGUAGAGGAUGAAGAGCCAAAGAAAAGCACUGCUUCAUCAUCUACUUCAGAAGAAGAAAAAAAGAAAAAGAAGAAGUCUAGUCGUUCAAAAGAAAGGUUGAAAAAAAGGAAAAAGAAAAAAUCAUCCAAAAGAAAACACAAGAAGUAUUCUCAUGACAGUGACAGUGACUCUGAUUCUGAAACAGACUCUAGUGAUGAAGAUACAAAAAAGAGAGCAAAGAAAGCCAAGAAAAAGGAAAAGAAGAAGAAACACAGAUCGAAGAAAUAUAAGAAAAAGAAGUCUAAGAAGAGUAGAAAAGAGAGCAGUGAUUCAAGCUCUAAAGAUUCCCAAGAAGAGUUUCUGGAUAAUCCCUGGAAGGAACGAUCAAAGCCCGAGGAACCCUCAGAUUUAAUUGGUCCAGAGGCUCCAAAAACACUUGCCUCUCAAGAUGAUAAACCUUUGAACUAUGGCCACGCUCUGUUACCUGGUGAAGGUGCAGCUAUGGCUGAAUAUGUGAAAGCUGGAAAACGUAUCCCACGAAGAGGUGAAAUUGGCUUGACAAGUGAAGAAAUUGCAUCAUUUGAAUGCUCAGGUUACGUAAUGAGUGGUAGCAGGCAUCGCCGAAUGGAGGCUGUGCGACUGCGAAAAGAGAACCAGAUCUAUAGUGCUGAUGAGAAGAGAGCCCUUGCAUCCUUUAACCAAGAAGAGAGACGAAAAAGAGAGAACAAGAUUCUGGCCAGUUUUCGAGAGAUGGUAUACAGAAAGACCAAAGGGAAGGAUGACAAAUGAGGAUGUUCUGGUUGUUUAGCAGACAUUUCUAACAACAAAAAGAGCAAAGUUUGGGUUCCACACAUACACAUAAAACGAUGAUGAUGAUCUGAGAGAGCUUUACAGUUAUUCUGUGCCUUCUAUUGAAUUCUUUCACUCCUUCAAUAAAAAACUGCUUACUGGUAUAACUUUAA